Messenger RNA from Olea europaea var. sylvestris, 963 nucleotides. Its product is annotated as basic endochitinase-like. Lineage: Eukaryota; Viridiplantae; Streptophyta; Magnoliopsida; Lamiales; Oleaceae. The coding region runs from base 36 to 830 and encodes 264 amino acids. Gene Ontology annotation, biological process: carbohydrate metabolic process; defense response to fungus; chitin catabolic process. The transcript is spliced from 3 exons. Gene Ontology annotation, molecular function: chitinase activity. The record is from RefSeq and is a predicted model, not a curated record.
UAAUCCCACAACUUGAAAAAUUAUUAUAAAGUAAAAUGAAGACUUUUGUAUUGGUUUUGUUGUGUCUAUCAUCCCUCAUGGGUGCAUUGGCUCAAGGAGGGGUGGGUUCAAUUAUAAGCAAAUCCAUUUUUGAUCAAAUGUUGAAGCAUCGAAAUGAUAAAAAUUGCCCUGCAAAUGGAUUUUACACUUAUGAAGCUUUCAUAGCUGCGGCCAACUCCUUUGGAGCUUUCGGAACCACUGGCGAUACCGAUACUCGAAAACGAGAAGUUGCUGCCUUCUUGGCUCAAACUUCGCAUGAGACAACAGGAGGAUGGUCUUCUGCUCCUGAUGGUCCAUAUGCGUGGGGAUAUUGCCACAAGCAAGAAGAAGGGAAUCCACCGGAUUAUUGCGUUGCAAACCAGCAGUGGCCAUGCGCUCCUGGUAAAAAGUACUUCGGUCGAGGCCCCAUUCAAAUUUCCUACAAUUACAACUAUGGUCCAGCAGGAAAAGCCAUAGGGUCUGAUCUACUAAAUAACCCAGACGCAGUAGCAAAUGACCCAACCAUUUCAUUCAAAACUGCAUUAUGGUUUUGGAUGACACCACAAACGCCAAAGCCCUCGUGCCACGAUGCAAUCAGUGGGAGAUGGAGACCCUCGGCUGCAGACUCGACUGCCGGUCGGUUACCCGGCUACGGUGUUGUUACCAACAUCAUUAAUGGUGGAAUUGAAUGUGGUAAAGGUUCCAACCCACAAGUGGAAGAUAGGAUUGGCUUCUACAAGAGAUACUGUGACUUACUUGGAGUUGGCUAUGGCCCUAAUUUGGACUGCUACAACCAAAGGCCAUUUGCUUAAGAAGUUGUGGUUCUUGUAUUCACCUAUAUGUGAUGCAUCGACAAUAAAGCUUAGUGAUGAAAUAAAGCUCUUAGCAGCUAUCAUUUAUGGAUCUGUAUAAUAAAACAUCAAUAAAAUUAUACUUUUAGUCUUU